CUUGCCUGUUCGUGGAAGCGCAUACAGUACAUGAGCAUGCUGACCAAUACAGUGCGCGAAUCCUACGCGGCAUGUGCCUGUGUGCACACAGCGAACUCAAUUAUCGCGUGGGCCCCCGUAAAGCCUGUUGCCUCCUGUAACUGUCGCACUUUCCUGUGCCGCGCCAAGGAAGUGUCCCAUGCAAACCAUGCACACUGUAACUCACGUAACCGUCGCGAGAGAGUCGCACUGGCAGGACAGGACGAUGGACAGUGGACAUCCGGGCAUUCAGUUCGAGGCUGUAUGCAUGCGCCGUGUUUCAGAAACGAUGGGGAUCUGUGGCCUUGGCGCGCAUCGGGGUGACAGCUGCUUGCUUGGGUGCAGAUGGACGUCAGCCAUGCUUAUGGAGACAGCCAUGGGCGGAGCAGAU
This is a messenger RNA of Mycena citricolor, 409 nucleotides long. The record is from the annotation of a GenBank genome assembly. Lineage: Eukaryota; Fungi; Basidiomycota; Agaricomycetes; Agaricales; Mycenaceae.